AUGCGACGGACCUCCAGCAUGCUGUUCAACGAGGAGAAGUCUUGUAGGAAUCCCACACAUGUGGUGGACAUUUUAGAUGGUCUAUUUCGGCUGUGGAAAGAACAACGUUACACUGACGUCACAUUGAGUGACGGUAAAAGUUCCUCUCAAGCUCACAAGAUAUUAGUGGACGCAUUUAUGCCGCACAUAGGCAUGACAUGCAGGACACAAUCAGUUGUCAGACUAGCCGAACUUCCUAAAUCUAUUGACGUAAUUCUCUCCUGGCUGUAUUCCUUAACGGAUAUUACGUUAGACAUACUGAAACUCGAAAUGAAGCCUGUAGCUUCUGUUCUGAAAAUAGGUUUUAUUACUAGUCAUAAAGAAAAAAUCGUCAAAGAUAAGAUUACAUCGAUAACUCAACUGAAGCAAUCAUGGAUAAAGCAAUUUUCUACAAAACUUAGACAGUGCUAUAAAGAAGGUACCUUUAGUGACGUAAUUCUGAAGGUUGAAGGCCAAGCUUUCCGGUGCCAUAAAGCCAUUCUUGCUUCGGUUUCUCCGUUUUUCGAUACCAUGUUUCUAUCUGGAAUGCGUGAAACUGGCGCCGAGGAAAUUGAUUUACACGGGGUGAAUAUAUCGGACUUCAUAAGUAUUCUUAAUGCUCUAUAUCUGGGAGAGGAAUGUGUUACAGUGACGAAUGUUGAAAGACUCAUUUCAACGUGUUCUUAUUUUCAGCUUAAUAGACUACAGGAGCAAUGCGAGAGAUUUCUUAUCAGAAACGCCGACCCAGAAAAUAUCCUCGGUGUGUUGAGGCUGGCUGAAAUGAAUAGCAUUUUGUCUUUACGAGAGAGUGCUUUGUCGUAUAUCGUCCAUAACUUCCAUGAAGUUAUCACGAGUAAAGAAUAUCCCACACUAUCCAGAGAUCAGUUACUAGAGUGUAUGAAGGACGACGAUUUAGACGUGGUGGACGAAACGGAAGCAUUUGAAGCCACGAUAAAGUGGUUUUCAUCGGCCAAUCGACCAACUGAGGACCUUGUAACUCUCUUACAGGAUGUGAGUCUACUUGACGUCAGACCGUCAGCCAUCAAGGCAGCUAUCUCUAACGAAAACCUGCCACAAGAUUCCCGUCAUCUCCUGCAAAGUGUCGUCGCAAAAUUUGACAAAGAAAACGUACCUCCUGGAAGAUUGCGCAAUGAACAGGCAUUAUUGGUAGUUAGAGCAAGUGGCCAGGAAAGUGGCAUACAUGUGGCAUGUUUUAGUUUCAAAACAAAGCAAUGGUUUCAGUUGGCCUCAAUAUCAAACUAUGCUCCCGGUAGUGCUUUUGCCGCAUGUUCACUUGGACAAUUUAUAUACCUGACUGGUGGUUCCGGGAAUCCGUGUGUGUUUUUCGAAUAUAAUAUAAGCGAAAAUAAGUGGACCUCUUUGCCUAAGUUCAAAGAACCAAGAUCGGAGCAUGUUGCCGUAGCGACGUCUGAUUAUGUGUAUGUUCUCGGAGGAAGAAACCAGGUACAUAGCGUCAUAUCCGGCAUAGAGAGGUACAACCUAGGGACACGUUCGUGGCGUCAUUGCGGGGUCUUGGCGUUGCCAGUCUCUGACGCAUCUGCCGCAGUAGUAGGGCCAAACAUUCUUGUGUGCGGUGGGUCACUUUCUUUUGGCGAAUAUACCGACGCAGUUCAAUGUUUUGACACAGAUAGACAAACAUGUUCUGUAAUAGCCACCCUUCCAAUGCAAUGUAGCUUUACUGAUAUAGCAUUGCACGAGCGUGUUCUAUAUAUAGUAAGUCCUCGAGGUCAUGUGAUGGAAUAUGAGUACGGUAGGGACCCCAUGUUACUUGGGAAAGCUCACACUUCUUCGUUCAUGGAUUUCUCUUGUGUUUACUUCAGAGGAUUGCUGUACAUCGUUGGCGGCACAUCGAGCAAGUCAGAAUCCGCGGAAAUGAAGGCAUUCGAGGUACACACUCAGAAACAAGACUCUCGAAAAAACGUGAAUUUGCCAUGGAAACGACUAUCAAACCAAUACUAUAGUAUUAUAAGAGGAGUAUGCAAGAAGUAUAUGUGUGAAGAAAUAAAGACUGUGGUGUAG
Messenger RNA from Ylistrum balloti, 2058 nucleotides. Its product is annotated as kelch-like protein 24a. The record is from RefSeq and is a predicted model, not a curated record. Bases 1 to 2058 code for a protein of 685 amino acids. Gene Ontology annotation, molecular function: protein binding. The transcript is spliced from 2 exons. NCBI's taxonomy places the organism in Eukaryota, Metazoa, Mollusca, Bivalvia, Pectinida, Pectinidae.